Messenger RNA from Cuscuta europaea, 595 nucleotides. NCBI's taxonomy places the organism in Eukaryota, Viridiplantae, Streptophyta, Magnoliopsida, Solanales, Convolvulaceae. The record is from the annotation of a GenBank genome assembly.
AUUGACGUGUGAAUCUUCACACUCAUACAUGACUUCAAGUUUGUUAUUGAUAAAAAGGUUAGCUUAGCUAGCUGUGAUAAUGAAAGCCGCUUUAUAUGUUAUCGUAUUAAUCUUGGUUCACAGUUUGGCGAUCGAUGUUGGAGGAGGCGAUGGCGGCAAUCGAUAUGGCGCCGUGAAAGCUACGCCGGCAGAGGAGGAGGCGGUGGCAGCGGUGACGCUGGACCCAUCAUCGCACAGUGAGGAGGGAUACGAGCAAUCAUCAAGAGCGAUACCGGGCACAUGGUACCAAUCUCCGCAGCCCUUUCGAACCCGUCGCCAGGAUGCUCCGGCGUAUGCGGCACCACCACCUUUUUCCUACGUCAUGGCUGCUUCAGAACUCGAUCCACCACGGCCGCCUCGCCGCCUGCUACUUUAGUAUAAUUAUUAAUUGUCAUAUCAGUUUUUUAAAUUUCAAUUCUAGGAGUUUAAUUUGCCGUAUUUGAUGAUUCAUAAUAUUGAAAAUGUUAUAAAUAUAGCUACAAUGUUCAGGUAAAAAUGAUUGAUAAGACUCAUGAAACGAAAAAUAGGAUACCAACGAGCUCAAUUUAAUGAUCAA